Messenger RNA from Lathyrus oleraceus (garden pea), 2169 nucleotides. Its product is annotated as indole-3-acetic acid-amido synthetase GH3.6. Gene Ontology annotation, molecular function: indole-3-acetic acid amido synthetase activity. The transcript is spliced from 3 exons. NCBI's taxonomy places the organism in Eukaryota, Viridiplantae, Streptophyta, Magnoliopsida, Fabales, Fabaceae. The record is from RefSeq and is a predicted model, not a curated record. The coding region runs from base 148 to 1908 and encodes 586 amino acids. Gene Ontology annotation, cellular component: cytoplasm.
CCUCUUUCAUUGUCCCUAGUCUUACACAUAUUCUUGUAUAAAUGUGUAUAUAUAUAUUCCUCUUGUUCGUUCCACUUCACAAUCCUCUUUCUGAACAUUCUCACAUAACAAUCCUAUAACACUUUAACACUUUCUUUUUUAUAAACCAUGUCUACUUCUCUUGAUUAUGACCUCUCACAAAAACACCAAAAACUUCUUGACCUUAUAGAGGAUGUUACUACACACGCAUAUGAAAUCCAAAAGAAAGUGUUAGCUGAAAUUCUGUCUCACAAUGCAAAUGUUGAGUACUUACAAAGACAUGGUCUCAAUGGCCAAACAGAUAGUGAAACCUUCAAGAAACUUGUCCCUAUCAUAACCUAUGAAGAUAUCAAAAAUGAUAUUAACCGUAUUGCCAAUGGUGAUACUACUUCAAUCCUCACUGCCAACCCCGUUUCAGUGUUUCUCUUGAGCUCAGGAACAUCUGGUGGUGAGAGAAAGAUGAUACCAGCAAUUGAAGAAGAUUUUGGAAGAAGAUAUUUAAUAUUUCGACUAUUAAUGCCAAUAAUGAAUCAAUUUGUUCCUGACCUAGAUAAAGGAAAAGGAAUGUACCUAAUGUUUACAAGAAAUGAAUCUAAAACACCAGGAGGCAUUAAAACUAGUGCAGCCCUCACAAGAUUUUACAAAAGUUCUCAUUUUUUAAACAGAUCUUACAAUCCAUUCACAAGUCCAAAUGAAACUGUUCUCUGUCUUGACUCAUACCAAAGUAUGUAUUCACAACUUCUAUGUGGUCUUUGUCAAAACAACGAGGUCCUUCGUGUCGGUGCUGUUUUCGCUACAACUCUCAUUCACGCUGUUCGGUUCCUCGAGAAAAAUUGGUCACUUCUCUGCGAUGAUAUAAGAACAGGAACAAUUAAUCCUCUCAUCACUGACAUUUCAGUGAGAGAGGCUGUUAUGAAAAUUCUUAAAUCUGACAAAAAUCUUGCUGAUUUUAUUCAGAGUGAGUGUAGCAAGGGUUCUUGGCAAGGUAUUAUUACUAGGUUGUGGCCUAAUACUAAGUAUGUUGAUGUUACUGUGACAGGAUCAAUGUCACAGUACAUUCCUACUUUGGAUUACUAUUGUAAUGGUCUUCCACUUGUUUCUAACAUUUAUGCUGCUAGUGAAGGUUUCUUCGGUGUUAACCUUAAUCCGCUUUGUAAACCUUGUCAUGUGUCUUAUACCCUUAUCCCUACCAUGUGCUACUAUGAGUUCUUACCUGUUAAUAGAAGUAAUGAUCCUGUGAAUGAGAAAGAACAAGAGUUGGUGGAUCUUGUUGAUGUCAAGCUUGAUCAAGAAUAUGAGCUUGUUGUUACCACUUAUGCGGGACUUUAUAGGUACAAAGUGGGAGAUGUAUUGAAAGUGACUGGAUUCAAGAACAAUGCACCACAAUUCGAAUUUGUCUGCAGAAAACAUGUUGUUCUAAGCAUAGAUUCAGACAAGACAGAUGAAGUUGAGCUACAUAAUGCAAUAAAAAAUGCGGUCACACAUUUAGCACCAUAUGAUGCAGAUGUAGCAGAGUACACUAGUUAUGCAGACACAAGAACAAUUCCAGGACACUAUGUGUUGUAUUGGGAAUUAAACCUUAAAGACUCAACAACAAUUCCAGAUUGUGUUUAUGAAGAUUGUUGUUUAACUAUUGAAGAGUCACUUAACAGUUUUUAUCGACUACGUCGUGUUUUAGACAAAUCAAUUGGGGCACUUGAGAUUAAGAUUGUGGAGCAGGGGACAUUUGAUAAACUUAUGGAUUAUGCUAUUAAUUCAGGAUCAUCAAUUAGUCAAUAUAAGACUCCAAGGUGUGUGAAAUUUGCACCUGUUGUGGAGCUUUUGGAGUCUGGAGUUUUGGCAAAGUAUUUUAGUCCUAAAUGUCCACAAUGGGAUCCUAGUCAUAAAUAAUGGAUUAAUAAAAGAAUUGAAAGAGUGGUUAUGUAGUUAGAGAACUUUCUUGGUUGUUCAUAUGGACAUCUUAGAGGUUUCUCUAAUUAUAAUAAAGUUAUCCAUGUUUGUAUGUUUCUUUAGAUCCAUUGUUUGUUCAACUUUGAGUUGGGUCUGGUACUUGCAUAAUCCAUAGAGAUCCUAUUAUUCAUGCUUGAAUAAAUUUAACAUUAUGACUACUACUACUUGCAUCGUGUUUUAAUGUACUUAUGUUUUGUAUAA